Molecule: messenger RNA, 602 nt
Organism: Populus trichocarpa (black cottonwood)
Lineage: Eukaryota; Viridiplantae; Streptophyta; Magnoliopsida; Malpighiales; Salicaceae
Product: basic blue protein
Exons: 2
Coding region: 65-457 (130 amino acids)
Cellular component (GO): plasma membrane
Molecular function (GO): electron transfer activity
Source: RefSeq, a predicted model, not a curated record
CAUGCACUUCAGGAUUCACCCGCGUUCUCUUUCAAGAAUCAAUUAAUUCUUGGUAAUUGCUGAAAUGGCUCGCCAGGGAAGAUGCAGUGCGAUCGGCGUAGUUCUGGCUAGUACCCUUCUUGUCAUUCUAUCACUCCAAUUCAAGAUCGCCAUCGCCAAGGCAGCUACUUUCACCGUCGGUGACACCUCAGGCUGGACUUUCAACAUCCAGAGUUGGACAGAUGGGAAAAAGUUCAAGGCCGGCGACAGCCUGAUUUUCAACUACGAUCCUUCAUUGCAUGAUGUGGCCACUGUAGAUGUCGAUGGCUACGAUGGCUGCACACUUUCUCCGAGCUCCAGCACUUACACAAGUGGAAAAGAUACGAUCAAGCUGAAGGAGGGACAAAACUAUUUUAUAUGCAGUCUCCCCAGUCACUGUGACUGGGGGUUGAAAAUUGCAGUCAAUGCUUCCGCCUAGAUAGAAAUUGAAUGUUGAUGAAUAAAAAUAUUAUGGUGGCUUUCAGCUCAUUGCAGCGCCGCCCCCUGUUCUUCAUCUGAAUCUUGAACGUGUAAUUUGAGGUGAAUUGAGUUCUGACUUUAUGAUGUGAAGAUACUUUGAUGAA